Molecule: messenger RNA, 547 nt
Organism: Ornithodoros turicata
Lineage: Eukaryota; Metazoa; Arthropoda; Arachnida; Ixodida; Argasidae
Gene: RpS12
Product: small ribosomal subunit protein eS12-like
Exons: 5
Coding region: 108-506 (132 amino acids)
Biological process (GO): translation
Cellular component (GO): cytosolic small ribosomal subunit; ribosome
Molecular function (GO): structural constituent of ribosome
Source: RefSeq, a predicted model, not a curated record
GCGACGAUCGGCCGGUCCUUUUCAUGUCUGCUCCGUUUCUGUAGGACGCAAACCUUCAAGUCUUAUUAAAAACUCCUCUAUCGCCGAGGACAUAUUCAAUCGAAAAUAUGGAGGCGGUAGCUGCAAGCGGCGAAACCAUGGACGUCUAUACUGCCCUCCAAGAGGUGCUGAAGAUGGCCCUUAUGCACGACGGUCUUGCUCGUGGACUUCACGAAGCCGCAAAGGCAUUGGACAAACGUCAAGCCCACUUGUGCGUUUUGGCCAACAACUGUGAUGAAACCAGUUACGUGAAGCUUGUCGAAGCGCUCUGCGCUGAACACCAGAUCAACUUGAUCAAGGUUGACAGCAACAAGAAGCUCGGUGAGUGGUCUGGCCUCUGCAAGAUCGACAAGGAGGGCAAGGCGAGGAAAGUUGUUGGCUGCAGCUGCGUUGUGGUGAAGGACUACGGCAAGGAAACGCAGGCCCACGACGUACUAAGCGAAUACUUCGCCUCCAAACGUGGUUGAGUGGUUCACAAUAAAAGACGUUCCCGCUGUGCAGAAAAAAA